Coccinella septempunctata (seven-spotted ladybird) is the source of this 2999-nucleotide messenger RNA. RefSeq names its product inter-alpha-trypsin inhibitor heavy chain H4-like. NCBI's taxonomy places the organism in Eukaryota, Metazoa, Arthropoda, Insecta, Coleoptera, Coccinellidae. The coding region runs from base 158 to 2818 and encodes 886 amino acids. The record is from RefSeq and is a predicted model, not a curated record. The transcript has 12 exons.
UUCCCUAAAGAUUGGUACUCUGGGAUAAGGCGAGGUCAUCAAUAUUUUGAUCAUGGUGGGAGAUUACUUCAUUAUAAUACCGGUUCAGCUCUGUUGGGAGACAUUACAUGACUUUGUUGAGGUUUGAGCUCAGUAGUGAAAAUAAACUCUAUUGGCUAUGGGGACCAAACUCAAUUUCAUCCUGGUAUUCAUACAAGCUGCUGUGUUUAUAUCUGACGUUCUUACUGCACCUACAACUGAGAGCUUCGUCCUCGUUUCAACCGAAAAGCCCAAAAAUGCAAACGCAACAGAAAACGCUGUACCACCAAGGAUUCCGAAAAUCCCGAAAAUAUAUUCGAUGAAGGUAGAUACUAACGUUACAAAUCGCUUCGCAAAAACUCUCGUCACCAGUAAAUUGAAAAAUUUGGACGAGACAUCCCAAGAAGCUACCUUCGCUGUGGUUCUACCGGAAAGUGCAUAUAUUUCUGGAUUUGUCAUGGAGAUAGAUGGUAAAAAGUAUGAAGCGUACAUAAAAGAGAAGGAAGAGGCUAGGGAAAUCUAUAAUAAGGCUGUCUCCAGUGGAAUGGCUGCAGGUCAUGUAGAAGCCAACGCCAGAGAUUCGAACAGAUUUACUGUUUCCGUUAAUAUCGAGCCGCAAAGUAAAGCUAUAUUUUAUUUGACGUAUGAAGAACUUUUGCGAAGGCAAAAUGGAGCUUACGAUAUAAUCAUCAAUUUACAUCCAGGGCAUCCUGUGAAGGAUCUAGAAGUACAAGUUAAUAUUAAUGAAUCUCGACCACUAUCUUUCGUGAAAGCACCAUCCAUGAGAUCCGGCAAUGAAAUAGCUAAAAACGACGAUAAGCGAGAUCCAAAAGCAACAAUUGAACGUUUCGAACAAAAAGCCGCCAAAAUUACUUUCAAGCCAGAUCUGGAACACCAGAAGGAACUAGGUCAACAUCUUGGAAAUAAGGAAGGUUCGGGAUUGUCAGGACAGUUCGUGGUUCAGUACGACGUGGAAAGAGACCCUCAGGGUGGGGAAGUUUUGGUUUCUGACGGAUAUUUCGUACACUUCUUUGCUCCAAGCGAUCUGAAACCCAUGGAGAAACAUGUCGUAUUCGUUUUGGAUACUAGUGGUAGUAUGUCUGGUAUAAGGAUACAGCAACUCAAACAAGCUAUAAAGACUAUCCUCGGACAACUUGGACAAAAAGAUCUCUUCAAUAUCAUCGACUUCAAUUCGGUUGUCAAUGUUUGGAACGUGCCGAAGGUUGAAAUUCAAUACGUAGAAGGAGACGUUUACAACUAUUAUUAUGAUGACGCCUCGACAACACCCAAAACUAAGAUAAAACAGAGUCUACCAGAAGCAUUCCAAGUAGAUCCAGAUAACGUAGAACAAGCCAAAAAAGUUAUAGAAAAAUUAGAUGCAAAUGGCGGAACUGACAUAAAAUCUUCCCUUGUGGUGGCUCUUCAACUCCUCAACGAAACCAAGCCCCAAAGGGGUGAAAGCAAACAACCAAUUGUGAUCUUUUUGACCGAUGGAGAAGCUACUGUUGGAGAAUACGGAGAUCAAGCAAUCAAUUCGAUAACUUCAGCUAAUGUCGAUGAAGUCCCAAUAUUCUCCCUUUCCUUUGGUGAUGGGGCUGAUAGAGAUUUCUUAGAAAAACUCUCUCUGAAGAAUCAAGGCUUCGCCAGGCACAUUUACGAAGGGGCUGAUGCAUCUCUUCAACUAGAAGAAUUCUACAAAUACGUGUCGUCUCCACUACUCACCAAAGUUAAUUUCAAGUACGUCUCUAAGGCUGUUUCCAAACUAACCAAAACCGAAUUCCCGAUCAUGUUCGAUGGAUCGGAAAUAGUGAUUGCAGGACAGAUCGAUCCAGAAUUCAGCAAAGCUCCAGUGGAACCAACCGCCUCAUCCACAACAGAAAAACCCAUAAAAAUAGAUGACGAUGGUCUAACCAACCCCAACUACACCGGCAACCCGGAAGACUUCGUUACAGAGACCCCAUUCAUCAUAGACGAAGGUGGCCUCAUCGGGCCUGAGAUCUACGGUAGGGGCGCUGAUGGGGAGAUCGAUUUGAAGCCCAAAUACGAGAAUUCGGUGGGAAGUUUAGAGAAACAUUGGGCCUAUCUGACUCUCAAACAGCUCCUCGAUGAAAGGGACGCUGCCGAAAAUAAGACCCAGUACACUAAGAAGGCCUUGGAGUUAGCUCUGAAGUAUUCCUUCGUAACACCUGUGAGUUCCUUGGUUGUUGUCAAGCCUAACAACACGAAGUCUGAAGCAGUUCCAGAAGAUGCAUCAAAAUCUCAAGAAAACUUUCAGUCCCUUGCUUUCGCAGCACCUGCAUAUCCUGGAGCCGUUCAAUUUAUGUCAGUCAUACCUCUGUCGUUAGGUGAGAGCAGUUAUGCUUCUUUUGCAGAAGCUGAUUACGAUCAUUUGGAUAGCGCUCAAGCUCUUUCAACCCCCUUCGUAGACAGAAUUUAUUCUACAAAAUCGACGACACAAGAAGGUGCAGGUUUAAUCGUUGGAGGUUUCUCAAACAAUACCACCUCCAAUGAAACUACACCAUUAGCUGCGUUGGAAUCGAAGUUGCCGUGGCUCAGAGACAUCUUGGGCGAAAACGAAACGUUGAAUUUACCAAAUGGUACUUUCAAGUUGGGUUCAUCUGCUAAUGUAGAUGGUGGUCUAGAGUGCACCCCUUUGAAUGCAACUGCAACAGGAGUUUGUACUUUGAUUAAGGAUUGCCCACAAUUGUACGAUGUGUUGACAGAUGUCCAUAUAUACACGAAUUAUUUCUGUCCCAUAAAAGAAUUUGCCGGGGUGUGUUGUCCGAAAAAACAAACAUAAAUAUUUUUCAAGACAAAUCAUUUUGUAAAUAUCGUAGUUAGCUCGAAUAUAUUUUUAUAAUGAACUUAGUUCGAUAAGAAGAUACUUCGAAUAUGGAGUUUCGAAAAAUAUAUGUGAUAUUCACUUCAUUUAUAUGUAUGACUGCAAUGAAACAAUUUGAAUAAAAAAUUUUACUGCUUUA